CUUGGUUUUAUUCCCUCUUCCAACUUCCAUCACUUUGCCUUUGCUUUGCCUUUGCUUUUGCUUAGCUUGCUCUAUAUAUCUGUUUCUGGUCUAGUAGCUUCUUGUUCUUGUGUGUUCUUGUAUCUUUCUCUGCUUAAUCAGCAUCUUUAGAGGAGGAAAUUAACCAUGGCAUUCGUCAGAUCACGCGCAAAUGCUUCCUCUGGAAUCGGUGUAGCUGCCGAGUGCAAGCAGACAUUUCUGGAGCUUCAGAGGAAGAAAUCACACCGCUAUGUCAUCUUCAAGAUCGACGACAAGUGCAAGGAGGUCGUCGUCGAAAAGACAGGUUCAUCGACCGAGAGCUUCGACGAUUUCAUGGACUCACUCCCUGAAUCUGACUGCCGCUACGCCAUCUACGACUUCGACUUCGUCACCGAGGAGAACUGCCAGAAGAGCAAGAUCUUCUUCGUCGCAUGGUCGCCUUCGGUUUCUCGCAUCCGCGCCAAGAUGUUGUAUGCUACCUCCAAAGAACGGUUCAGGAGAGAGCUGGAUGGUGUGCACUAUGAGAUUCAGGCAACUGAUCCGUCGGAGCUGGACAUUGAGCUUCUUAGAGAGCGUGCUCAUUGAGAAAAAUCAAUCAAUCAAUCACUAGGAAAUAAUCAUCAUCUUGCAUUAUGAGAUAUUUGUAAUAGCUAUUAUAUAUGUUACUAUGUACUGAAACUUGCACACUGUUGAGGUACGGUUGUUCUGCUUCAGCUAUACACAAUUUCUGUUGAAGUACAACUGUGCAAGUAUGAAAAACUGUGGGUUGUCUGGUUAAGACUAAUUUAUAUACGCCUGUGCUUUCCUUAAUAGA
This is a messenger RNA of Oryza sativa Japonica Group (Japanese rice), 832 nucleotides long. Lineage: Eukaryota; Viridiplantae; Streptophyta; Magnoliopsida; Poales; Poaceae. The record is from RefSeq and is a predicted model, not a curated record.